AAAUAACAACAACGGGGCUAUUUUUAAACCCGCAAAACCGGUUUUUCAUGCUGGAUCAAUACACAGAGCUAACUACAAUCAGCGGUUUGGUGGAAUAGGACACAUUUAUAACUCUGGUGUCCAAGAGAUAUGGAAGUGUUCCUCACCCUGUUUGCAGGACUGUUUACAGUUGCCUGCGGACAAAUUAAUUUUGCUCCUGUGUUUGACACGGUCAAUACGACGGGUGUGGAUGGAGACUUGAGACAGAGGCUGGUAACGCAAGGAGUGUUGGAGAGUACGGCAGAGUUCACAGUACUUGGAAAUUUGAAAGCCCAUGUGCCAGGAAAUCCCAAUGCCCUGCUUAAGUAUGAAGCUACAAGUGACCAGACUUUGAUGGUCAUUGAGAACGGAACAGUUCUCCUAAACCGUCCACUGGACAGAGAGGCAGCCUCCUCCACGGGGAAUAACUUGAAAGUUACAUUUGUGGCUUACUAUUUGACCAGUACCGGUGCCAGACUUUCUGCUGAUACAUCCAUCACUAUAACUGUUCUUGAUGUCAACGAUGUGGAACCAGCAUUCCAGAAAUUGCCAUACAAUGCAAAAGUAGCCGAGGAUGCCAGUGUUGGAUUCACUCUGUACAGUUCCAUUGAGGUGAUUGAUCUGGAUGUAGGCUAUUACUCUGAGAUUAGCCUGAGCUGCUAUUUGGAUCAACAAUCUGCAGAGAGUAGAGCUCAGUCCCAAGAAGCCUGUGAAACUUUUGGUGUGAACACUCGACAGAACUCCCAGGGUAACUACACUGGGUUUGUUUUCCUAAAGAAACCCCUAGACUAUGAGGUGAAGAAAGGCUACACCAUGACAAUCCAAGCCACUGACAACCCGACUCGGUCUGGUACAGGAGUUCAAUUGAUGACCACAAUCAACAUCCUAAUAGAGGUCAUAGACAAGCAGGAUUCCCCGCCCCGGUUCCUCAGCACCCCCAUCACUGUCACUCUGUAUGAGAAUGCCGAUAAUGGUACAAGGGUUGGUUCUGUCACAGCUCAAGAUGGAGAUGAAGGGAACCCCCGGCCAAUCAAAAUUGUGAAUAAAGACCCAAACAACCUGUUUUACCUGAUGCCUGCUGAACCACAGGCCCCAGCAAACCUCCAGUAUGUGUCCAGAAUCCAAGUCUUUAAGAACAUAGACCGCGAGACCCAGCUCGCCAGAUACGAUUUUGAAGUUGAGGCGAUAGAGAUGGAGAAUGGAGUAGAGACAGACCAGAGGGUGACCACCAAGGUCAUCGUGACGAUCCUGGAUGAGGAUGACAACAUCCCCCAGUUUCAGCAGUCAUUGUACAACGUAUCUGUCCUGGAGAUGGACAGUAGCACCCUGGUUAAUGCAGCUACCACUGUACCAGGUCUAAACAUGAGGGUCUCAGACCCAGACGAUCCAACAAAUGCCCAGUUUGGCAUCUCCAUACUGAGCCAGCCUACUGCUGGUCUGUUCAGUGUGUCACCAACAAAUGCCACUCAACAAGCUCAAGUCACACUGAUUGUCAACCAGGCCAACCAACUGGAUUAUGAAAAUCCCAGUAUGCGCAGACAACAAAUCCUGUUGUUGGCAAGGGAUCUCAAUAACCCAACUGACCAUUCAUCAACUGCUACCGUGAUAAUAAACUUGGAGGACAGCAAUGAUAAUACCCCAGAAUUCCUAGUUCAAGAAUACCGGGCCUCGGUGCGCGAGGAUCAAGUGGUUGGAACCAGUAUCAUUAAAAUCACUGGCUCUGACAAAGACAGUGGAAACAAUGGUCUGUUGACUUAUAGUCUUCGUGGUACUGGAAUAGAAAAAUUUAGUGUUGACCCAUCAACAGGCCUUGUCACUUUAGCUCAGACUCUGGAUUAUGAGAACACACCAGCUUAUCAGUUAUUGUUCAGAGCUCAGGACAACGGUACCCCUAGCCGUGAAGCUUCCGUCAGUCUGACCAUCACUGUCCUGGACUAUAAUGACUUUGGUCCCAUUUUCAAUCCCCCCUCCUACCAGACCUCAGUCAAUGAAGGCGAGACAAAUAUCUUGAUCCCAGUCAUUGUGAAGGCUCGGGAUCAGGAAUCCUUGGACAACAUCACCUAUACAAUAGUUUCUGGAAAUACUAUAGACAAUGCCUUUGUUCUUCAUCCAAGAACUGGGGUUCUGUCCAUGUCCAGAGGCCUUAACUACGAGGAGACACCUCAAAAGAGGGGAACUUUCCGACUGAUUGUAAUGGCCACGGACGCAGACAGCCCCCCUCAGUCUGCCAAUACAACCAUUGAUAUCUCAAUUAUCGACAAAAACAACCAUGACCCCCAAUUUGUGCAAUCCCUGUACACUGCUACCAUAAGUGAAGGAGUUCCUACAGGAUAUUUUGUGAAAUCGGUUUCGGCCACGGACCAGGACUUUGGGUCCAAUGGGAACAUUACUUACUACAUCUGGAGUGGAGGUCUGGACCACUUCACUAUUGACCAGAUGGGUCAGGUCACCGUCAGCUCAGGGGCAGCGCUUGAUGUUGAUGAUGUCCGCAGUUACAACAUCCUAAUCCAUGCCAGAGACCAGGGCAGUCCCCCCAGAACGGGGUCCACCACCCUCAGUGUGACCCUCACAGAUUCCAACAACAAAGACCCCUUCUUCUCACAACAGGUGUACAUAGGAUCCAUACAGGAAACUGUGUCUGUUGGAACCUCUGUGUUACAAGUGAAAGCUAAUGAUACAGACAGCACAAAAUCACUCCAGUAUUCCAUUGAAAGACUCAGCAUUAUUGCCAAGAGCACAGACGGAACACCGAUAGCCUCAAUUUACCCCUAUGACUACAGGGAAGCAUUUGAGAUAGAGCCAACAUCAGGAUGGAUUAAGGUCAAGUCAGGCUUGAGUCGAGACAGUGCUGCCGCGAUAGACUUCAAUGUCAUUGUUAGGGAUGUGAAUGCUGAGAACAACCAGGAACAAACAGCCAAAGCCCUUGUGAUAAUUACAAUCCUUGGGUCAGCUGAUUUGACGCCAUACUUUGCCCCUCCCUGGUCCCUCACAAACCCCACCUACUAUUACACCCUCCCAGAGGAGCUGGCCAUUGGCACUGUCACAUCUACCCUCAUUGCCACUGAUCCCAAGGGUCCUUUCUCAAUAAACAACUUUCAGGAAGUGGCCGAACCCAAUGGAGGCGACUUAGGGGAUUAUUUCUCUGUGAAUCAAACAUCAGGUCAAAUCAAGGUGAACAGGCGAUUGGACUAUGAAAACCUUAACAUUAAACUCGUUAAGUUCCGAGUGAGGGCUUUCUCAAGGGAUGGCCUCAGGAGUGUGGAUGCUAACAUCACAAUUCAAGUGCAAGACAUUAAUGACAAUGUCCCACAAUUCUCACAAUCUAAGUACACAGUGACUGUCUCAGAGGAUAAGGUUUAUCCCUAUCAGAUUGCCUCAGUCUUUGCUCGAGACUUGGACAGUGGAAGUUACUCUGAGAUUCAGUAUUCUCUCAGUGGUCAGGGUCAUGAGAAAUUCAUGAUUCUUAAGUCGGGACUGCUUUUGAUCAAUAAUGGAACAUUUCUGGAUCAUGAAACAACCCCUGAAUACAGUCUUUUGCUCACUGCCCAGGACAACCCUCAAGCUUUAUCUUCAGAGGUUCGACAGAGGUCUUCAGUUCCGUUGACGAUACAAGUCACUGAUAUUAAUGACAAUGCACCGAGCUUCUCAAGCCCUGAGUACUCCUUCUUAACAGUUGAGAGUUAUGACUUGAACACAAACAUUGGGGAGGUUCGUGCUGUUGACAGGGACAGCGGAGUCAAUGGAGAAAUCGUUUACACCAUAGAUUCUGUGGAACCUGUCCCAAGAACACCAGAGGAGGACUAUUUUGGGAUUUCAUCAGAGAGUGGCAUGUUGUACAGCAAGAACUCCCUGCGUGGUGCCUCAUCCAAGUCCCCCUACAAGCUGGUGGUGAAGGCCCAGGACAAAGGAAGCCCCGUCCUAAUGAGCACCACCAUAGUCAACAUUAAUGUAAGCAGCGGGCAGCUGGACAACGGCAAACCUAUCUGGAUUUCCCCCCGCUUCGGAGAUUCCAAUGCUGUGACUAUAACAAACCUAACUGAGCACGCUGACCUUGGGACAGUGGUGAUUCGAGCCCUUGCUGUACCUCGUACCCCUGGAGCCUCCAUUGAGUACUCUAUCCUCAGUGAUAAUGAAGAAACAACAGAGUUCGCCAUUGAUAAGGACACAGGAAUUGUCACUGUGGCACGUAAUCGUACACUGGACAGAGAAAAACAAGAAACUCAUGAUUUGAUUUUGCUGGCAACUGAUACAUUGAACAGAACUCUACAGAGCACUAGACUCUUGUCUAUAAAACUACAGGAUAUAAAUGACGAAGAACCAUCUUUUAAUAACUGCCCCAACAGACAGUAUGAUGUCCCAACAGAGACAUCAGUGCGUGAGGGUGAACCUGUAGGGACGCUGGUGUAUACAGCCGUGGCUUGUGACCUAGAUAAUCCCCCUUACAACACUGUUCAAUACAGCUUCUAUGAAAAUAGCACCUUAUAUUGUUACCCAAACAUCACCCAGAGCUUUAAGCUGGACGCUUCUACUGGACAAAUCACCACAAACAAAAUCCUGGACAGAGAAUCUCAUACCACCUACCUCAUCUGUGUCAAGGCUUCAAAACCGGGACAACGCAGGAAGCGAGAACUUCCCAGCAGACAGGAACUAGAGGCACACCUCCGGCAGUAUUCUACUGGGGAUGUCCUAUUCCUCCUGGUGACAGUGUCUGACAUCAAUGACAACAAGCCAACAUUUGCUAAAGCCAAUGUCUACACAUACAUCUUUUCCUAUCCUAUAAAAGACACAGUAUUCCAGCAGACUGCUAGUGAUCCUGACCUUGGGGACAAAGGUCGUGUCCGUUAUAGCAUUAUUCUGUCUCAAUAUGUUAACACAGCCAAAGGGAGGAACAUUUCCGUGUUUGAUGCAUUUAAAAUUAACUCUGACUCUGGCCAGGUGUCAGUGGGUUUCCAGUCCUACAAGUAUUUCAUUGGUGGAUAUUUUGAGCUCACUAUAAAGGGAGAAGAUUACCUCAAUACCAAUAUGUACAGCACGUACAAAUUGAAGAUAUAUGUUGGUGAAAAAACAAGCCAAGUUCGAGUUGUAAUGGAUGCUGACGCAAAUCGUGACCAACAGCUGUUUGUUGAGACCCUAGAAAAGAAUUUGAAUCAGAAUUCCCGAAAUGCACUGUACAUUCCAACAAACACCCGUUACCAUAAGACUGCCACAGGCACCAGUGUGAAUCAGAUCGACAUAUGUUUCUUUGUUGUAAAGAACAACCGAGUGAUAGAUUCCUUUGAUGGUACUACAUCUCUUAAUGAAGUUCAGUCCAUCUUGUCUUCUCAAAACCUUUAUAGCCCAGGGCCCUGUGAGCCUGCCACAACAAAGUCCCUGGAAGGCUGGUCUGCCUAUUGGUGGGUUCUAGUGGCCUUCGCUAUAUUCAUGUUCGUCAUCAUCAUCAUACUUAUAUUUGCUGUUAGAGCUCUGUACAAUGACUAUAAGGAAUCCAUGCUAGCUAUUACAAAGGUGCAGUUAGUUCAGUAAAGAGAAGAGAACGUUAUUUUGUGAAAAAAUUUAAAUUCCUGUCACCUUAUUUGGAGAAGACUUGAAUUUACUGCAACAUGUGAAAUUUCUUUAUUCAGAUGUGAUUUUGCCAGACCUUUUGACUGAAAACAGAUCACUGAAAUAUUUGUAAAUGGAGAAUGAGAGUGUUCAGGUCAUGCUGUUGACUCCAAUAGAUUUGUAUUAAUUGUAAUAUACUCCAGGUCAUAGAAUCUUGAAGUAGUCUUGAACUUGAGUUAAAAUGUUCAUAGUCUUAAAAACACAAAAAUUAAUUUGGUUUUAUAAGAUUUGUUGAUUAGAAAAUAUUUUUCUAAUUAGGUUUAUUAUUGAAGAUCAAAUUAUUGAUUAAUUUUAAGAGUAUUCAUGAUCCAAGACCUGAACAUAGAUUACCUGUAUUACUGUAACUGCUGUUGGGUGUAAUCUCUGAAUUGUAACUUGCCAUUACCUAGCUGCAGAAAUGUAGCUCUAUGGAAAAAUUGGCCUGUCAACCUGAAUUUGCCAUAGAUGAGUUGAUUUUUUUCUUAUAUAUUAUAAAAACUUCAGUUUUUGUAAGUACCGGUAAUGUCGAUAGUGCUGUUUGAUUGUGAUUAGAGUGAGAGGGAAUGGUGAAUGCUAAUCUAUUCAGAAAAUGCUGUGAAGAUACUCCGACGUUUUGUAGAGGAAGUUUAAUAUCAAAUACUGGAAGCCUUUUGAAAUACAAUUUGCUGUCACAUAUUUUGAUUAGUGUCAUUUUGGGAAGGGGUGAAUAAGUACAGGAACUCAACAAAAGUGUAGAAAAAGGGGGGAAAUUAAUUUACUGUAAUAUCUCAGUUAGUGAUAUUUUCUAUAUUUUUAUAUUAUUUAUACAUGUUUGAUUAUCGAUGCAAUUUUUGAUAUAAAUAUUUUUAUACAUAUAUAA
This is a messenger RNA of Magallana angulata, 6457 nucleotides long. RefSeq names its product cadherin-23-like. The coding region runs from base 130 to 5541 and encodes 1803 amino acids. Gene Ontology annotation, biological process: homophilic cell-cell adhesion. NCBI's taxonomy places the organism in Eukaryota, Metazoa, Mollusca, Bivalvia, Ostreida, Ostreidae. Gene Ontology annotation, cellular component: plasma membrane; cell-cell junction. Gene Ontology annotation, molecular function: calcium ion binding. The record is from RefSeq and is a predicted model, not a curated record. The transcript has 41 exons.